UAUAUGCAUGGGAGGCCACUCUACAGAGCAAACAUGGCUACUGAAAGACAUGCUGGCAAAAUAUACACCAGAGCAAUGUUCGAGCAAUUUGGACAUAUAAUAUACGAAUGUGGUGCUUACCAACUAGAAGAGGUAGAAAAAGGGAAAACAUGCGUUCCAAUCCAUACGGGUGCAGCUCGGAGAGAGAAAUGGUGCAGGAUUUCAUACAAGGUUACUGUCGUCGACGGUGGGGACGAAUUUGACUGCGAAUGUGGACAAUUCACUCACAUGGGAAUGCUGUGCAGCCAUAUUCUGAAGGUUCUAGACUUCAUCCGCGUGGCAGAAAUACCGAAGAAACAUAUAGUGAAGAGGUGGACAAGAGAUGCGAGGGACAUCCUGCCUCCACACCUUUGCCAGUACCAGAAGGACAAUGCUAACAGCAACAACCCCUUCAGUUACAGGCAUUUCAAUAUGUACAUGCAAGCGAUGGAGCUAGUCCGAAUGGGGGAUGCAAGUGUGCAAGCAUAUGACCGCCUCGUUGCACUGUUCAAGCAUUGUGCUGAAGAAAUGAAGCCAUACACGGAGAUUAGAGACGGCCUUGGCCUGGAGGACCGGAUGGCUAAAAUGGGAUUGUUGUCAACCAAAAUCCGGCAGAAGCUGAUCGACUAGGAACUGAUAUGGCGACCAAUGGACCAUUGAUGAACGAUGAUAUCAACUCAGGGAAUGAAUCAGGUAAUAUGCUUGCAGGGAUGCUGCCUCCUGCCAAGAGGAAGGAAAUGGGUAGGCCAACGACAAGUCGAGAUAAAGCUCCAUAUGAAGGGCUGAGCAAGAGAACUAGAUUUUGUACCAUAUGUCGAUGAGAAGGACAUAAGCGAACUACAUGCCCUGAUCGCGGGGAUGUGCCGAAGCAGCCCCGGAGGCCUGGAAGAUGCAAGAACUGUGGCGUUGAAGGGCACCGCAGGAACAACUGCCACAAAGCGGCUGAGCUGAGGCUAAAUAUGUGAUUGUAUGAGCGUCUGUACAAUGUUGAUGUAGGUGUUCUUCUGUAUUUUUAUGUAAUGAUGUACCAAAACUAUUUAAGCUUUGUGUUAGUCAACUUCUCUGAAAAAUACCUCCAGGACAACUUGCCUCUGCUUCUUCCCCGGGUGUAUUUGUUUGCGAACAUAUUAUUUAUU
Molecule: messenger RNA, 1154 nt
Organism: Triticum aestivum (bread wheat)
Lineage: Eukaryota; Viridiplantae; Streptophyta; Magnoliopsida; Poales; Poaceae
Product: protein FAR1-RELATED SEQUENCE 3
Exons: 2
Coding region: 4-648 (214 amino acids)
Molecular function (GO): zinc ion binding
Source: RefSeq, a predicted model, not a curated record